Molecule: messenger RNA, 2973 nt
Organism: Nilaparvata lugens (brown planthopper)
Lineage: Eukaryota; Metazoa; Arthropoda; Insecta; Hemiptera; Delphacidae
Product: COP1-interactive protein 1
Exons: 13
Coding region: 165-2222 (685 amino acids)
Source: RefSeq, a predicted model, not a curated record
GUUGAUAAACAAAAACGAACAUGCCGCUUCUUUGCGUUCAUCCAUUUACAAGUUGCUAAUUUAUUCUUGUGUACUGGCUUAUUUUUAAUUAAUUUCGUGGUGAUUUAGAUAAACUGAAAUAUUGUGACACAUCGAACAAAUAAAAUUUGUAGCCUACAGGAAAUAUGUCUUCAAAUACUCAAGAAAAGCAGAUUGCAUCAAGCGUCGAUGCAAAUGAGCCGCAAACUCAGGUUUCCAUGAGUGACGACGUUAGAUCCGUUCUUUCAGAAAAUGCGCAACUAAGAGAAAAUCUGAAAGAUACAAUUUCGUCGCUGGAUGAACGAAAUUUCUCAUCUGAGGCACAGAUAUACAAUCUCAAACAACAGAAUAUCACUCUUUGGUCUGCUGUAAAACGAGAAAAUACUGAAAUAGAACAGAUUAAAAAGGAAAUACAACAAUUAGAAACCGAGCAUAAACUUGAACUCGUCAAGCGAGAUGAGCUAUCAAACAAGAAUCUGAGUAUCAGACUUGUGACGGAUGAGUUGAAAAAUUAUGUGAAGAAGAUUCUGAAUGAUAAAAAUUCAGGUGAAGUUGAAGCAAACAAUAAUUAUAAGAGAAAGGAAACUAUAAAACUUGAGCUGGAAGGACUCAAUCAACAGUUCGAUUCACUUGCAAACUAUCUUUUGCAGGAGCGACAAAAAUAUCUCAAUGAGUUAAGUCAUGAAGAAAUAGAAGAUGUACAUCAACCAUUGAAAUUGGCUCAUGAAAUUGCUUCUAAGAAGAAUGAACUGAUGCAAAUGAAAUUGGAAAUUGAGCAAGUUAUGAAAAAGAUUAAUGAGCAAAAUAGUAUCAUAUCCAACGCGCAAAAAAAUAGCCAGUUGACAAAGGAGGCGAUUGCUGCCGUGCAAAGUGAAAUUAUUGCUGUGGAGAAGGCCAUCAAACAUGAAAAUCUGGAACUGGAUAAAAAUCUUGCUGAAUUACAAAACGAAAUUGCUGCACUCGAGACAAAGAUUGAAAAUACAAAGAAUUCGAUUGAGCAAUUGAAAGGUGAGAAGCUUGAUGUUGAGAACAGAGUAGAAAUCAUGAAAAUCUCCAAUAAGAGUAUAACUGAAGGAAUUUUGCCACUGAAGGAGAAAAUGUAUUCACUGUCCGAAUCUGAGACCAGUCUCCGUAAUGAAAUAGAGAGCUUGAAGAGCAGCAUUGAGCCUUUGAUUGGAGUCGAGGCUCGACAUGACGAACUCAGUGAGCGUAUGCGAACGGUGCAGGACAACGUGCAGGGCCUGUCUGCGUCGAUAAGUUGUCACAAAACCACACUGGACGACUUUCAGGGCAGGCAUGUCGAUUUGCAACAGCUGCUGGACUCUAUGCAACAACAAUCGAAAUCGCUGCUAGAUGAAACCAAACUGAUGAAACAGCAAUACGAUGAAGUGGCUUCCUUGACAGCUCACACAGAAAAGGAGCAUGACCUCGAAGAGACUGAAUUGCGUGAAACCCUCGAUGGAUUUUUAAAACAAAUUGAAGAACAUGAACAAUUAAUACUUGAAGCCAAAGCUGAAGACGAACAAUUGAGUAAAGCAAUUUCCGAAACCAAAUUAAAAAUAGAAGAACUAAGCAAACAGAAGAGAGAUAUUGAAGGACAAUUGGAAAGUUUGAAUGAGAUGUAUAAAACCUUGGAGAAGACUUUGAUUGAUGAAAAAACCUCUUAUCAAUUGAGCUUUGAUGGAAAGACUGAUGAACUCCGACAAAUUACAUCAAAAAUUGAAUCGAUGGGUAAUUUGAGCGCUGAGCUACAAGCUCAUGCGAAGGAGUACGAAGAUUUAGUGACGGAGAAAAAUUCGGAUCUAGAACAUUUUAAAAAGGCAACAGCAAAGGCUGAACUUGAGUUGAAGAACUACGUGAAAGAGAAGAAAAGAUUGUCACUAUCAAUGGAACGUGACUACGAAUUGGCCGAAAACGAUUUAUUGGAGAAAAAGACAAACUAUCUCAAAAAAAUAAGUGAGCUUAAGAAAAGUAUUGAUGCCUUAACAAUCGAAGGAGAAACCCUUAGCAAUAAAUUGUCUCGUUACAAUCAGUUGAAAAGGAAGCUCGAGAAACAUUGUGCAAAUUAUGAACGUAUGAUGGCUAGAAUCAAAAAUGAAUUGAGCGUUACAAAGAGGGAUAUUUACAAUGUGAUCUACAAAGAAAAAGUAAAAGUAGAUCUGCAAUAUCGAGGAAGGAAAACUGUUCAUCUAAUAAUAGUAUAAUAUCAUCAACAUUCAUGAAAUUAUAGGCGAUUUUUCAAAAUCUAAAAAAUACACCGUACAGUUUGUGAUUAUCUUUUAAGAAUGAGGAUUUAAAGAAGAAUUAAUUCUGAAAAUAGUAUAGUUUGACAUAAUUAAUUCUUGUCGUGUUUCUAAAAAAAGUGAUGGAUUUUUUUCAUAUCAUUAUAUUCUCUGUUAAGUUUCUCUUAAAGUUAAAAAUGUAUCAUAAGUUCAUCGUAUUAUUAUAGAAGUAUUAUUAGUAUAUAGAAGUUUUAUUAUAUUAUCGUAUAGUGAUAGAAGUUAUGAAUCAGGUUUACAUAAAUAUUACGUGCAAUAAAAACAAUAUUUCUAAAUAGUAUCUCUGCUACAUCUUCUCAAUCCGAAAGCUGUUUUUCUAUUUUACAUCCAUAACAAUUACUUGAUCAAUAAGAAAAACUAACUAGCAAGACUGUAUACAUCAUUCUUAUAAUACUUAACGAAUCCGAGUAUUACUUAAAAUUAUGUUCACACAUAGACAUUUGUAGGAGAUGGAUAGUUAUACUGUAAAAAACAUUACCUUACUUUGUAAGUUCUCAUUUAAUGUAGAAAAAAAUGUCAGUGUUGAAAAUUUAGCUUUGUAAGUUAUAAAAUCAAGAUCAUCAUAAAUAUCCUGUAAGAUAUAUUACUUAUUUCUGAACAAUUGUUCCAUAUGGUUGCCAUACAUUUUAUGUAAAUUAUCCGUUUAUGUAUCAAUAAAUUGAUAUUGUUCAUGGAA